AUGUUAAUGAUGGAGUUGCCAAUGGACAGCGAUUUUUCGGUAAACACGGGUCGCUCGCAUCAUAUCAGAUCCUAUGUGGCCAACAAGUURAUGUCGCGCCGGGUGCUAACCAGAGCAACGGUAGCGGCCAACAACACACGGGCAUCRGCYCAUCAGCCGAUGAUAAUAGCGGGUAAUCCGAUUGACGAAAGCCUAUACAAACAGGAGUACAACUGGAUUACUGAUAAACCGCAGCCGCAACAGCUGAACAGUGGUUAUACGGAUACCGGUGCCGCCGGCACUACUGGUAGUGGUAAUGAMGAUCCGCUUAAUGGGAACACAAACAUCAGAUACCGGCGUCGGAACAGUCGGCCGAAUAGUCGUCAAAUYAAAUUYGAAGAACCGCCCAAUGAUCUCAACAAACUGUUUGCCGAAUCAUCGGURCCGGGCGUMCGCGAUAUUGCCGGCACCCGUAGUUUGAUYCGYAAGAUUUUCUGGUUAAUAUCGUUCCUGUUUUUCGGUGUACUGGCCCUGAAAGACAUAUCGCAAUUGGUWUCCGAAUACUAUGUCUAUCCGAUUACCGUCGAUGUCCGACURCGCGAUUCGCGGCGGCUAUUAUUUCCGGCCAUAACUGUUUGCAAUUUGAAUAUUGUCCGCUACUCGGCCCUAUGCAAUACAUCAGUAUCGGUAAUCAAUGCGUCGAUGAUACCGCCCGAUCUUAAGGACAAACUGUGCGCCUUUCAGGCCAUUGUCGAGCGGCCAGUUACUCCCAAACCGAUUGACCCGAAACCCAAAGACACUACUGUAAAGCCGCGACCGGCGGACAGYGAUCCGGAAAAUCCAAAUCUCGAGGACGACAUCAACAACUACGGCACUAUUGGCGGAAAUAAAAAAGUGGCCGAAACAUCACCGCCACCGACUCCAGCGCCUACACAGCCACCGCAAACACCAAUGCCGACACCGCCGCCGCCGCUGCCGCCACCACCGCCUCCUCCACUGGAUCUACCUUUGCCGCCACCGUUGGAUUUUGAUAAUAGAGGCCAUGACAACAACAACAACAACAACGACUUAGACAACGAUAUGGACAAAGAGUUGAGCCGAAAUCGACGACAAACGGGAACCGUCGGCAAUCGACAAACAAACAAUAAACAGUCGUCGCAUCCGACCGGACAAAACAAUGCCGACAAUAAUAAUAAUAAUAAUAAUAACAGUACUGACAAUAUCAACAAUACUAAGCCAACGCCUAACCGUGGAAAGUGGACAUCAACUGCCGUACCAUUGCCGACGACUCCCCCGACAACACAAACUCCGCCGCCGCCGCCGAUAGUGGAAGAAUACGAACUGACCGAACGCGAAGAAAAGGAACUCCAGGAAAAUCUGACCAAUUGGUUGGCCGUCAUAUACAAUAGCAACGAAAAGUUGGCCAAACAGUUGUCCCAUCAGUUCGAGGAUAUGAUACUCCGGUGUACCAUAAAGGCCACCAACUGUACCCAUCCGAACAGUUUUGAGCCAAUCUUUACGCCCACCGAAGGCAACUGUUAUACGUAUAAGUCAUCGCCGUCGUCGUCGUCGACCGCGUCCAACAACAACAACAACAACUAUCACCACAGAAAUGUUCGUUUGCAUAAUAAACAAGAAGAGACGUCCAUCGCUGGCGUCAAUUACGGCCUGGAAUUGGUACUCAAUCUGGAGAUUAGCGAAUACUUGCCCGGAUCGGCACAAAUCGGUGCACUGGUAAUGGUUCAUCAUCCCGAUGAGUUCGGCAAUUCGGCAUCCGAGGCKAUAUUUGUGGCGCCCCAGCAGGCCACCUAUAUCGGACUCAAGAUGAUCAACAUUACACGUUUGCCGAAACCAUAUCCGGAGGCCUGUAUCAAUCAGUGGCCGUCGGCACUGGUCGGUCGACUGACACAAAACGCUACCUACUCGCAACAAGCGUGCCUGAAGAUAUGUCUGCAGCGGACAAUCCAGCGCCGAUGUAACUGUCAGUCGGCAAUGUUGCCACAGUUGGAGCUCAAUUCGACGCUAAAGAUAUGCGAUACUCGCCGGCGAGUGACCCGCAGCUGUGUCGAAGAGGUAAUGUUCAGGGCCGAGGACAAGGUAAACGAUUGCCAGUGUCCGCCCCGAUGCCAAGUGGUCAACUACGACAAAACAGUAUCGAUGGCCCGGUGGCCAACUCGGGAGGAUCGUGUAACCUUCGAUCGGGGCAAACAGAACGUGAAUUUCCAGAAUCUGGCCAAAGUUACCGUCUAUUUUCAGACAAUGACCGUCCAGGAAGUUACCCAAGAAAAAGCCUACACUACCGCUAAACUGUUUUCAUCCCUGGGCGGCAUAUUGGGUAUGUAUGUUGGCUUCUCGUUUCUAUCACUGUUCGAGAUAUUCGAGGUACUGUUCCGGCGGUUCUGUAGUAAUCAUACCAAUAAUAAUAAUAAUAAUAAUGUUAGCAAUUUUAGUCUCAGUAAUAAUAAUAAUAAUAGUAAUCAUAUUAAUAAUCAAAGACGUGUACGCUUUCAAAGUUAG
This is a messenger RNA of Oppia nitens, 2496 nucleotides long. RefSeq names its product hybrid signal transduction histidine kinase D-like. Gene Ontology annotation, biological process: sodium ion transmembrane transport. Gene Ontology annotation, molecular function: ligand-gated sodium channel activity. The record is from RefSeq and is a predicted model, not a curated record. The coding region runs from base 1 to 2496 and encodes 831 amino acids. Lineage: Eukaryota; Metazoa; Arthropoda; Arachnida; Sarcoptiformes; Oppiidae. The transcript has 3 exons. Gene Ontology annotation, cellular component: membrane.